CCGGCCCCGGUCCCGGGCGGCGGCAGCAUGGCCGCCUGCGUGCUGCUGCGGGCGGCGCGGCCGCUGCUGGCCGGCCCGGCCCGCGGCUACGCCAAGAAGCCGGCUGUGAAAUCCAAAGGCAAGAGUGUGGCAAAGGAGGCUCCGAAGGGGCCAGAGGUGUGCACAGACCCUGCCAUGCUCACCACCUAUGCCAUGGGGGUCAACUACUUCAAGGAGGGCCCAGAAGUGGCCCUGAAGCCUGACUCGGAGUACCCUGGCUGGCUCUUUGAGAUCCAUCUUGGGCCCCCUAAGAAGCUGGAGGAGCUCGACCCUGACUCGAUUGAGUACUGGAGGCGCCUGCGGAAAUACAACACCUGGCACCGCAACAGGCUGAAGAAGGGCAGGAAGCUGUAGGCACUGCAGCGCCUGCGGCACGGGGUGAUGCUGGGCCCAGCUCCUGCUCCGGAGCUCUUCCUUCAGUGAACACAUAAUAAAUCUCUGGUGAAGCUGA
This is a messenger RNA of Pogoniulus pusillus (Red-fronted tinkerbird), 490 nucleotides long. RefSeq names its product mitochondrial ribosomal protein L54 (gene MRPL54). Bases 28 to 393 code for a protein of 121 amino acids. The transcript is spliced from 3 exons. Gene Ontology annotation, cellular component: mitochondrial large ribosomal subunit. The record is from RefSeq and is a predicted model, not a curated record. Gene Ontology annotation, molecular function: structural constituent of ribosome. Lineage: Eukaryota; Metazoa; Chordata; Aves; Piciformes; Lybiidae.